This is a messenger RNA of Didymodactylos carnosus, 972 nucleotides long. The record is from the annotation of a GenBank genome assembly. Lineage: Eukaryota; Metazoa; Rotifera; Eurotatoria; Philodinida; Philodinidae.
AUGGUUGUCCACCGAACUAGUCAAGAGACAAAUGGUACAUUAACAAUAUUGUCAUCAUCAUCGAAAACAGCAGAGCCUUUUUCUAGAAUAAAUUCUACUAUACAAUCAUAUGAUUCGUACACAGUGGAAACGUGGCUUUAUUCAAUUGGUGGUGCAGGUGUUGUGGGUCUAACUGGAAUAUUGCCAAUACUUUUCUUACCAAAUAUUGAACACGGUUAUCAAUCAAAAAAACAGAAGAAUCCUGUGUUUGUACUACUAUUGAGUGUUGCUGUCGGAAGUCUGUUAGGAGACGUUUUUUUACAUUUGUUGCCUGAAACAUGGUCACGCGUUGGAACAGAUAAAUGGUCAACAAUUAUUAUCGGUGUGUCGCUGUUGAGUGGAUUUCUAUUUUUUAUGUUAAUUGAAAAAAUAUUUCCUGAUGCUAGUGAUCAACAAGAAGCCGAUGAAGAAAAUGUAUUUUCACAUAAAAGAGAUGAACCGCGCGUUGAUCAAACGUUAAGAAAAAGACAAACAACGAAACAGACAACUGGCUGGUUGAAUCUAUUAGCAAACAUGAUCGAUAAUUUCACACAUGGACUAGCUAUCGGAGGAAGUUUUGCUUUUAGCAACAAAGUUGGAUACACAACCUUAGUUAGUGUCAUUAUCCAUGAAAUUCCUCACGAACUAGGUGAUUUUGCCAUAUUAUUGAAAGCCGGCUUCACAAGAUGGGAUGCUGCUAAAGCUCAAAUCUUGACGGCAACCUCGGGAAUAUUCGGUGCUUUAUUUGCAUUGUACUCAAGUUCAAUCGUUGAUGCUGGUGCUCGAACAGUGUAUGUUCUUCCAUUUACAUCUGGUGGAUUUUUGUUUGUUGCACUAGUUAAAACGGUACCAGAUUUAUUGGAAAACAUAUCUUUACGUGACACAUUCUUACAUGUCAUUGGUAUUAUGGUUGGUUUAUCGACAAUGGCUGCGGUUGUCUACUUUUUUGAUUAA